CCUUUGCUUGCUCGGUAGAAGUGUAGAAGCGAGUAGGGAGUGGAGUUGCUUCUGCUUUUGACUCGCCUUCGCGUUGGAGGCUCAAACUCCUUAAAAGCUCUUGCAUUCCUCCCCAAAGUUGCGAGCUUGAGCCGCUUCUCUCCUCCUCUCGAGUCUCUCCGUCGCCACGCCGCUCGGCGUUGCUUGUUUACAAGAGCUGUGAUCUUUUCUUGUGUUCUUACUGGUGCUUGGCCAAGAAGGGGGCGGAAAGGCAUCGGCUUUGUCGCUUCUUUGCUGUGGAAAAUUAAGGCGCGGGAAGCAGCGGUAAUGGCAGGACUUGGUGUUCUUGGCGGCGUGCGGGCUAGUAUCAGCUUGGAGACCACGUGCGGCACUUUGCUCCAGGAACUUGAGAAAAUAUGGACUGAGAUUGGGGAGAGUGAAGAGGAGAAGGAUCUGAUGCUGUUGGAGUUGGAAAAAGAGUGCAUGAAAGUGUACCAGACGAAGGUGGAUGAAGCCCGGAUUGAACGUGCGCGCCUCCAUCAAUCUUUGGUUGCCAAAGAAGCGGAGCUUGCAUCCCUCAUGGUAUCACUUGGAGAACAAAGUCUGCAUCUAAAGAUAGGAAAUCCUACAUCGCUGAAGGAAAAACUUGGUCUACUUACCCCACUUCUGAAAGAUCUCAGAGAAAAGAAAGAGGAUAGGAUCAAACAGCUUUCAGAUUUAUCAUCUCAGAUUGAGAAGCUCAACGCAGAGAUUGCAGGAUUUAGUCACCAUGAUAAUGCUUCGGAUAACGCUGUCAAGAUUGAAGAACAUGAUUUGUCGACAAGGAAACUAACCGAGUAUCAAGCAAAGCUACGGAAUCUCCAGAAAGAGAAGUCUGAUAGGCUUCACAAAGUGAUGGAACAUGUAAAUGAGGUGCAUUCUUUGUGCGGUGUGCUUGGGGAGGACUUCAAGGUGAUAGUGGAACAAGUGCACCCAAGUCUACAUGAGAUUUGCAUAGAGCAGCCCACUAAUAUUAGUGAUAGAACAAUAAAGGGUCUAUCAGAAGCCAUUCUUAAACUUAAAAACGAAAAAAAGAUUCGCACUCAAAAGUUGCAAGAUGCUGCUAAAACACUUAUAGAAUUGUGGAACCUUAUGGAUUCAUCUGAAGAAGAGCGAAGGCCUUUCAAAGUAAUAACGAACAUGCACGGAUCUUCUGAAGUAGAUGCUACGUGCUCGGGUGUGCUCUCAAUUGAAACAAUCAAGCAGAUAGAAACCGAGGUUGAAAGGCUUAAACAACUAAAAGUUGGUAGAAUGAAAGAACUCGUCUUAAAGAAGAGGUCAGAACUAGAAGAGAUAUGCAUAAACACACACAUUGAACCAGAUGUGAGCACGGCACCUGAGAAAAUCUGCGCACUGCUAGAUUCUUGUCUUGUUGAUCCUUCAGAACUCCUGGUGAACAUUGAGACACAAAUUACAAAAGCUAAAGAAGAAUUUAUGAUCAGGAAAGAAAUCAUUGACAGAGUAAACAAAUGGCUGUUGACUUGUGAAGAAGAAGACUGGCUUGAAGAAUACAACAAAGACGCCAACAAGUACAGUGCUGGAAGAGGUGCUCAUUUGAAUCUAAAACGGGCAGAGAAGGCAAGAGUCACCAUCAGCAAAAUUCCAGCUAUCAUGGACAAUCUAAUGAACAAAGUUUUUGCUUGGGAGGAUGAGCGACAUACAACAUUCCUAUAUGAUGGGGUUCGCCUAGUGUCCAUUCUUGAAGAAUAUAAACUUAAAAGACAGCAAAAGGAAGAGGAAAAACGACGAUACAGGGAGCACAAAAAGUUGCAAAAUCUGCUUCUCACUGAAAAGGAGGCAGUUUACGGAUCCAAACCAACUCCAAAACGCAGUAAUAGUUUGAGAAAGAAUGUAAAUGGCAAUGGCUUCAUGACUCCUUCACCCCGGCGGAUUUCUGUUGGCAGCGCAACUCCUGAGCUGCUCACACCCCGCUCACACUCAGGGCGUUACAAUAGCUACUUCAAGGAGACGCGACGGCUAUCCACAGCUCCAUUGAAUUUCGUUGCCAUCUCUAAAGAUGAUGCAGUAUCUUCAUUUGCAUCAGCCAUGGGUUCAGUUACCGGGUCCCCACCUUGCAACUAGCCCAAGGAAGAAAGCUGCUUGGCUUUGCUUUGUCACAGCGUUUGGAUUAGAGCUAAUGACUUCAUUUGUAUUUUCUUACAGUAGGUUUGCUUUAUUAAGAUUAGUUGAGAUUCAAGGUCGGUUGGUUGUAAAAUUUACUGGUUAGAAUGUGGAUAUAGGAACUAACUUUGAAGUAUUCGUUAAUCUUUGUGGCUGUUGGUGGGGAACAUUCAUGUAUGUAGAUAGUUGUUUAGAUUCGACAUUCACAACAUCAAUGCUCCUCGCCUCUGAUAGUUUUCUGUUA
This is a messenger RNA of Zingiber officinale, 2383 nucleotides long. Its product is annotated as 65-kDa microtubule-associated protein 6-like. Lineage: Eukaryota; Viridiplantae; Streptophyta; Magnoliopsida; Zingiberales; Zingiberaceae. Gene Ontology annotation, biological process: microtubule cytoskeleton organization. The transcript has 12 exons. Bases 307 to 2100 code for a protein of 597 amino acids. Gene Ontology annotation, cellular component: spindle; cytoplasm. Gene Ontology annotation, molecular function: microtubule binding. The record is from RefSeq and is a predicted model, not a curated record.